Messenger RNA from Fraxinus pennsylvanica, 2994 nucleotides. NCBI's taxonomy places the organism in Eukaryota, Viridiplantae, Streptophyta, Magnoliopsida, Lamiales, Oleaceae. The record is from the annotation of a GenBank genome assembly.
AUGACGGAUGGAUAUCCUGGGUAUGAUAAGAAUGCUUUAAGGCAGAAAAUUCUUGAACAUGAGACGAUUUUCAAGAAUCAGGUUAAUGAACUCCACCGUCUUUGUGGAAUUCAAAGGGAAAUGAUGAAAGAAAUCAAAAGGAAGGAACUACAUAAACAUUGGGCAUCAGUCGAACCAUCGUCGUCAUUGAGUCGUCAAGGAUCUCAAAUGCCAUCGGAUGAUGCUAAAAAAUGGCAUACAAUGGGCUUCCCAUUGUUAAAUUCUGGUUAUGGUACAACAUCCAUGUCGGGAGUUGAAAUUGUUAAUUCUCCUUCGAGUUGUACAAAAGGGUACAACAUGCAGUCUGGUCAUAGCCCUUUGCAAAAUGGGUGUACUUCAAAGGACUCGGAAGCAUUGGACUUGAGACCCUCCAAGGUAAGGAAGAAGUUGUUUGAUCUUGAACUUCCGGCUGAUGAGUAUAUUUAUACUGAAGAAGGGGAAAAGUUACAAGACAACAAAAAAUCCGGCAUUUUGAGUUGCACUUUGAAUGGAGAUCAAAAAAUUAUACCUGAAAAAAGUAUGGAGUUUUUCCUUGGUGACUCUGGUAGUGGAAAGAUUUGUUGCCAGAAAGAUGCUUGGGGUUCAGGUUCCAGUUUGAGGAGCUCUGAUUUUGCCGAUCUAAAUGAACCUGUUCAUGUUGAUGAAGCAACAGCUCGAUCGUCAGCUGAUUUGUUUGGUUAUACUUCCAACCAAGGAGAGACUAUACGAAUAAAUCAGUCUGCCAAAACAAAUGCAGGAUUUCCUUUGUUGAAUAUAUUUCGCGAAAGUAAAGUCAAUGAAAGAGGGUGGCUCUCCCAUAUAUAUGAAGCAGGUCCCAGUAAAGGCAACCCGGGUUUGAUAACUCGAAAUUUCCAAGAAGCUAUGGUUCCUAUACUUAAUCAUCCUGCAGAAGUCCUGCUUAACCGGGCUCAUCAUCCUCCUGGAAUAAAUCCAACUGGACGUAGUGGGGAAGAUAUAUGGAGAAAUGAGUUGGACCAUGGUUUAGAAUCCUCGGAUAGAAAUCGCAAUUACUCCAAUUAUACCCAUUUGGAACCUGUUGUGGCUUCUUGUAUCCCCCGUCCGUACCCAUUCGUUCACUCCUCCAGUUUUGCCAAUUCACCGUCUGAGUCCGUCUCAUCUUGGGCAAAGCCAACAAGUAGCCUUGGCCAAAAGAUAACCAAGUCGAGUAGGAGUAUGCAGCCAUCUGUUCAGAGUCGGGAAGCUUUUGGAGACAAGUGGAAUGUUAGCUCUCAGUUGAAUCCAGGUUCAGGAAGUGAUAUAACAAUCUGUAAUGGGUUCUAUCUUGGGUCUGCCUUAGGUUCCAAAGAACCAGUUCAUUUACCUUCACCCGACUCCGAUUUUCUCAAGUGCGGUAGGGGUAAUGAUGUUGCAUCUGAACGCUCAAUUAACCCUGGAUUUGAGAAGUUUCUCAAGGGCACCAAUCAUUUGAACUUGAACAGAGUAAUGACAAAUAGUUUUCCAAAUGAGGCUGUUCCUCUGAAAGAUCUCAACAUGGAGGAUAGAAAUAGUUCUCCCAAAGACCACCCAUCGUCGUUUCCUUGGCUUGGACGCAAACCAGUUGACAAAAAUGAGGCUGCCAAAACUAGGAAAUUGGAACUCUCUGAAAUCUUUGGCUCCAUUCAAGCUUCUUCUAAUUUAAGUCUGAGAGAUCUUAAUCAAGUGUUUACUCCAAAUGUCUCGCUGGCUUCAAAUGAUUGUGAGAUCGGAGCUAAGGGGGAGAUAGGCGAGUCUCAGAAUAGUCGGAAAAUUCUUGGGUUUCCAAUUUUUGAAAUCCUCAAUGCCCCUAAAAACGAGUCAUCGUCCCUUGUUUCCGAAGGAAAGAAUGUAAAAACUGAAAAGAAAAAUAUAUUAAUCGAUAUUAAUCUCGCUUGUGAGCCCGAAGAGCAUAUAGCUGCAGAAGAACUGAUUGUAGAGAACAAGCUGCAUUCCAACGGUACCAGUAUCCGGAGUCAAAUUGAUUUGAACACUUGUAUUAGCGAGGAUGAACAUCCAUCUGCACCCUCUGUUGCAAGCAACAGUGCCAGUGUGAAGAUCGUGCUAGAGAUAGAUUUGGAAGCCCCGGUUCUUCCUGAGCUGGAUGAUUUUAUACCUGACAAAGAAGAUAGACAGAAUCAGGCAUCUUUGCAAUGUAAUGAAAACAAAGCUGAACAGUUACAGGAUGAAGUUGUCAGGAAUGCGGCAAAAACAAUAUUUUCCAUCUCAUCAUCUUGUCAGCAAAUUCAAAGCGAGGAUUCAAUUUGCUGCCCGUCUGAAACUUCUUUGACAGAAUCGAUCCUCUGGUUUGCUGCUGUUGUCUUGUCAUGUGCAAAUGAAUUGAAAGGAAAAGACAAUGCACCUAUUCAAGAUCUUUCGAAGGAGAUGGACGAUUUUGAGGCCAUGGCAUUGCAACUAACGGAGACCAAGGAAGAAGAUUACAUGCCUAAGCCAUUUGUUCCUGAAGUCCCUAAAGUGGAAGAAACGGGAACCACUUCAUUACCAAGUAGAUCCCGAAGGGGCCAGGGGAGGAGAGGAAGGCAGCGGAGGGACUUUCAGAGGGACAUCCUUCCGAGUUUGGCAUCAUUGUCAAGGCAUGAAGUCACUGAAGAUAUUCAGAUAUUUGGAGCGCUGAUGAGAGCCAGUGGCCAUUCUUGGAAUUCAGGAUUGACUAGAAGACAUGGCACGAGAUACGGUGGAGCUCGAGAAAGGCGAUGUAAACUCGUUGACACUCCCUCUGCACCUGUUGAAAGUCCGGUUUGCACUCCACUGAUGCAGAAACUUAACAAUGCCGAAGCUGGUUUGGAGGAUAGAAGCCUAACGGGGUGGGGAAAGACUACUAGACGCCCCCGCCGACAAAGAUGCCCUGCAGAGGGAAGCAAGACAUUGGGAAGCUUGCUUAAUGACUUUCAGCAGCAAUCGAGAGCCGAAGGUUUGAUUCCACUUGGUGGCGAAUUCAACCAACAGAGAAAGCAACCCUAG